UCUGAAUCGAGAGGGGGCGACGUCGUGUGGUGCCGGUGACUCUGAGUUGGCGGGAGUGAGCGUGUGAGUAGAGAUAGUAGAGAUCUAGGAUUGUAGGGCCAUAUUUGAUCUUGUUUUCUCAUCAUCUUGUUAAAUACACAGAGUCUCGUUGGUUGUAAAAAGAAGGAAAGAGAAUGAAGGUUAUCGACAAAAUCAACGAGGCAUUGGCGGAUGAGAAGAAGGUGGUGUUCUCGUUCGAGUUCUUCCCGCCGAAGACGGAGGAUGGGGUGGAAAACCUACUUGAGAGAAUGGAUCGGAUGGUGGCUCACAAUCCGGCCUUCUGCGACAUCACUUGGGGCGCCGGAGGCUCCACGGCGGAUCUGACUCUUGACAUCGCCAACAAAAUGCAGAACGUCAUCUGCGUGGAGAGCAUGAUGCAUCUGACCUGCACCAACAUGCCCGUCGAGAAGAUCGACCACGCUCUCCAGACCAUCAAGUCCAACGGCCUCCAGAACGUUCUUGCUCUUCGCGGCGACCCGCCCCAUGGCCAGGACAAGUUUGUUCAGAUCCAGGGCGGCUUUGCCUGCGCCCAAGACCUCGUCACUCACAUCAGAGCUACAUAUGGUGACUACUUUGGCAUCACCGUUGCUGGUUAUCCAGAGGCACAUCCUGAUGCCAUCGAAGCCAAUGGCCUUGCCACUCCAGAAUCCUAUCACAGUGAUUUGGCCUAUCUCAAGAGAAAGGUCGAUGCUGGUGCCGAUUUGAUCGUCACUCAAUUAUUCUACGAUACUGAUGUCUUCCUCAAAUUCGUCAACGACUGUCGCCAAAUUGGAAUCACUUGUCCUAUUGUUCCUGGAAUUAUGCCUAUUAAUAACUACAAAGGUUUCAUACGCAUGACUGGUUUUUGCAAAACAAGGAUACCAGCUGAAGUUACUGCUGCCUUGGAACCUAUUAAGGACAAUGAAGAAGCUGUCAGAGCUUAUGGAAUUCACCUUGGAACAGAAAUGUGCAAGAAGAUUUUAGCUCAUGGGAUUAGGACAUUGCAUCUAUACACACUGAAUAUGGAGAAAUCAGCGUUGGCUAUACUUAUGAAUCUUGGUUUGAUUGAAGAGGCUAAAAUAUCGAGGCCUUUACCUUGGAGACGCCCUGCAAAUGUUUUUCGUGUGAAGGAAGAUGUUCGUCCAAUUUUCUGGGCUAAUCGUCCUAAGAGCUACAUAUCAAGAACCAUUGGCUGGGACCUGUACCCACAUGGUCGGUGGGGUGAUUCUCGUAAUCCUUCAUAUGGUGUGCUAACUGAUUACCAGUUCAUGAGACCACGUGCACGUGACAAGAAACUUGUUGAAGAAUGGGUUGUCCCACUGAAAAAUGUUGAAGAUAUUCAUGAGAAAUUUGAGAAAUUUUGCCUCGGAAAGUUGAGAAGUAGCCCUUGGUCAGAACUAGAUGGGCUUCAGCCGGAGACGAAAAUCAUAAAUGAGAAGCUGGGGAAAAUUAACACAAAAGGUUUCCUUACCAUUAACAGCCAACCAGCAAUAAAUGGGGAAAGAUCUGAUUCACCAUCGGUUGGAUGGGGUGGGCCUGGAGGAUAUGUUUAUCAGAAAGCCUAUGUGGAGUUUUUCUGUUCCAAGGAGAAGUUAGGUACUCUUGUUGACCAAUGCAAGGCACUUCCAUCUCUGACGUACAUGGCUGUUAACAGAGAAGGAAGUUGGAUAUCUAAUAUCGGUCAAACUGAUGUGAAUGCGGUAACAUGGGGAGUCUUCCCAGCAAAGGAGAUAAUCCAACCGACUGUCGUGGAUCCUGCUAGUUUUAUGGUUUGGAAGGAUGAGGCAUUUGAAAUCUGGUCAAGAGGAUGGGGCCGCUUGUACCCUGAGGGUGACUCAUCUAGGAAAUUACUUGAAGAGGUGCAGAAUAGCUAUUUCUUGGUCAGCUUGGUAGAUGAUGACUACAUCCAUGGUGACCUUUUUGCCGUUUUUGCUGAUUUCUAGAGGGCUUGCUUGACUUGCAUCCCAUCAGCCAUUUGGCUGGUGCUUGCAAUUCUGGUUCAUUUACUGUCAAUGGGUUGCGUAAUAAAUUUUGGGAUUUUUAUACCUCCCAUGUUGCCCUGCUUCACCGUGCAAACUGCAUCUGCAUUCUCUGCUUAUACAGUAUCAGAGUUCUUCAACGUCUUUGCCUCUGAAUUGGUCUGUUAUGGAUUUGCUUAUACCAAGUUGUGGAAUUUACAUUUUAUUGAAAUGUACAAGAUGGUUUUUUUUUAAUGCAAGAUGGUUAUUCUCUAUUAAUAUAUUUUGUUGGGUAUGGUUUCAACUU
Molecule: messenger RNA, 2283 nt
Organism: Argentina anserina (silverweed cinquefoil)
Lineage: Eukaryota; Viridiplantae; Streptophyta; Magnoliopsida; Rosales; Rosaceae
Product: methylenetetrahydrofolate reductase 2-like
Exons: 9
Coding region: 174-1961 (595 amino acids)
Biological process (GO): tetrahydrofolate interconversion
Cellular component (GO): cytosol
Molecular function (GO): FAD binding; methylenetetrahydrofolate reductase [NAD(P)H] activity
Source: RefSeq, a predicted model, not a curated record